This is a messenger RNA of Phytomonas sp. EM1, 3702 nucleotides long. The record is from the annotation of a GenBank genome assembly. NCBI's taxonomy places the organism in Eukaryota, Euglenozoa, Kinetoplastea, Trypanosomatida, Trypanosomatidae.
AUGAACUACACCUUCGAGUGGCAGGAUUUAGGGGAUUCGGGGAGCACCUUCUCCCCGUUCCGCUGCCUCACCCCGAGCGGCCACCUCCACGCGGAGCGGCAGGUCGAGAUGGGGUUUGAGUUCUGCGCGGAUGAGCUUGGCGUGCGGGAGGCGCGGUGGGCGUUUAACCUGAUCGGGCAAGCCUCCAUUCCCUUCCUGCUCGCCGGUAAGGCGGUCGAUCCGGAGGUGUUUUUGAGCACGAGCAAGGUGAACUUCGGCGUGGUGAUCGUCGGGAGCAGCGCGACGCAGACGGUGAUGCUGGAGAAUCGGGAUCACCUCCCGUUCAACUUCGCCUUCGACAUCCUCGAGGAGAGCGAGGUCCUUAACGUGCUGUCGGUGAAACCAACCUCCGGGGUGGUGGAGCCGAUGGAAAAGGUCGCGAUCUGCGUGACCUUCUCGCCGAACGAGGAGAUGGUGUACAACAUCCCACUCGUCUGCAACAUCAAGAAGUCGAGCACCUCGUUGAGCAUCAACGUCAAGGGCGAAGGCGUCUACAUCCACGACUCGCUCAUGGUGGAAAUCCCUGAAAUCGGGCGAAUGGCGGGUUCGAUGAUCAGCCCUGAUGUCGGCAACGCCGAUCCAAUGCCUGUGACGCGAGGGGAGCCGUUGCAUCUCAACCUCGGGCGCGUCCAGCUCGAUACCUGUGCGAUCCGGCGGUUUGUGCUCUCCAACAACGGCCAUCACCCGUUUAAUUUCAAGGUCUUGGCGCCGCCAAAUUAUCCGUCGGUGUCAUUGGAGAACUGCGAAGGGGUGGUGCCCGCGAAGGAGUCCACCGCGAUCACGCUCACCUACCGCCCGACCGCGGAGGAGACGCUGCAGCGGUAUAAAAUGCGUUUCCGUAUCGCGGAUCGCCCGGCCUAUCAGGUGAUCCUGCACGGCACCGGCUACGUUCCGAAAAUUCAUCUAAGCUUCACCUCGUAUAACUUUGGGCCGCGGUUUAUCACGAUGUACAACCCCAAUCACGAGGUCACCACCACGCUGAACGUGAGCAACACCGAUCGAGAACCCAUCUCCGUUCAGCUGGUCUUCUUCGAGGAUAGCGAGAAGAUCUUCCAGGUCGAGCCGAGCUUUCUCGCGUUGCAACCAAACGAGAUGGCGAGCGUGACGGUGAGCUUUAACCCGAAGGAGGUUCGGGUCUACGAGAAUCGCCUCAAACUCACCGUCAACGGCGCCUUCCCGACGGUGGUUUCCUUCCGUGGGGAGGGGGAGAUCCCGCAUGUGGAUGUGGUGAAUCACUUUGCCAAACUCGGCGUCGCACGGGUCGGGGGCAAGCGGCAGGUGGAGGUGCGCCUGGAAUGUCGAAGCCGCCUCGCCACCCCGGUUUCUUUCGACAACUGCAUCGAUGAGGAUUUGAUCGAGAAAGGGAUUUCCAUCUCGACCGACGCCGCCCCGCUGAACACCCUGCCCUCUUCGUUAGGCUCGACCGUUCACGAAGGGGGGGAGAAGGCGGCGGCGGCGGCGCUCGCGCCGCGCCCGUCGACGAUGCUGCUUCUCAAACCUCGCGAGACGAAAACCGUGACGAUCACGUUUCAACCCCUCCGUCGGAUGGGGGAGUUUCAGCGGAAACUCCGGAUGCAGGUGUGUGGCCGGGAGGCUCUUUUCGCCGUCAUCUCCGGCGCCUGUGAGGGGAGUGAGAUUCACAUCGACACCUCCCACCUCCGGUUUGACGACGUCGUCGUCGGCUCCUCCGCGACGCGGCGGCUGAUUAUUAUGAACAGCGGCGACAUCGCGCAGAAGUUCACCUGGCGCGGCCUCCACCGCGGCGAAAGCGAGCUCUCCGUGCACCCGAUGAGCGGCUUCCUUCGCGCGCACACGGAGGUGGUUUGCCUGCUCACCUACUCCCCGCAACGCGCGGAGAGUGUGCUGCAGCGAAGCUGCGAGAUCGCCUUCGAGGACGCGCCACCGUUGGAAGUGGUGGUGAGCGGGAACGCCGUCGGGCGGCCCGCCGCGAAGGACGUCCUCAGCUUCGCCUGCCGCGCCCGGGAGACCUGCACGCGCGAGGUGAGCUUUGAGAACCCUUUAGGGAAGCCGUGGGCGCUGGAGCCGGUGAUUGACAACGCGUUGUGGUGCGCGCCGCGGCAAGUGGUGGUGAAACCUUUCGCCACCCUCGCCCUUCCCGUCACCUACGCCCCGAUAAAACCCACGACGACGACCGCGGAGGAGAGUGGGGGGGGAGGGGGAGGAGGGCCGAAUGGGAAAGUCGGCGCCCUUGGAGGGGGGGGCGGGGGGGUGGAUCUCGGCACGCUGUUUCUGCCGCUUCCGGAUGGGGCGGGGUUGAGUUACGUCUUGGAAGGCCGCGCGGAGGCCGCCGGUCCGGUUGGGCCCCCCCUCCACGUCGAGGUCGAGGCCAAAACCCCACAAAGCCUGUCGUUGAAGGUGGAGAAUUGGGCGCCAACGCCGCUGCGUUUCGUCCGUGAGGUGAGUUGGUUUCCGGAGCUCGAGGAAGGGGUGAUCAGCCUCGGCGAGGCGACGCCCUCCGGCUCGAGCACCACCACCCUUGAGGUCCGCGCGCAAUCCAGCAAGGAGGCGGUCAUCACCCUCACCUGCAUGCGGGAAGGGUUUUAUCGCGGCACGAUCGCCUUUAACUGCCCGGAAAAACCGGAGAUGCGGCAGUACUACGAGGUCGAGCUGCGGGUGUUGCCGCCGUCGUUGAAGUCGGUGAUCACGACGGAGCUCUACGCGGCCGCGCAGACCGCCGCGGUGCAUCACCUGCCUCUCAGCAACCCCCUCGGCAAGGCGGUCCUCUUCACGAGUCGGGUGGAGCUCGCGACGAGCUCGGCGGGGGGGAAUCCCGCGCUCGUGGACUUUUUUACCGCCCCUUCGUCGAUGGUGGUGCCGGCGAAAAGUGCGGUGAACUUCCCGGUGAAGUUUGUCCCGCUUUUUUGUAAACCAUACCCCUCGGUGCGGUUAAUUCUGUCCUCGGAGGAGCUCGGGGUCUCGCAGUAUCUUUUCAAACUCACCGCGGGGCCGCAGAGUGCGGAGCCCGUGACGCGGCUGGUGUGCCCGCUCGGCCAGUCCGUGACGUUCGUCCUCCGCUUCACCUUCCUCGGGCGGACCUCGACGGAGUUCGCGAUCUCCGUUUCGGGGAGUAAACUCGGCGGGAGCACCGCCUCCGCGCAGGGGGCGGUCUUCACGAAGUUGACGCCCGGCGGGGGGACCUUCAAAGUCACCCCGGCCGCGGGCGCGCAGUGGCCGAAAGGGCAGGACGUCGCCGUGGAGUUCAGCUACGAGCCACAGAGCAUCGGGACGUUGACGGAGACGAUCGUGUUUAGCUCGCCGGUGGGUGGGGUGUUUACGUUUCCCGUCGUGGGCACCUGCACGCCGCCGCAGCGGCAAGGACCCGUCUUGUUGAAACCCGAUUCCACCACCUCCAUUAGUUUUAAAAACGUCUUUCCCCACUUCAUCACGAUCGGUAUCAUCACCGACCCGAGCCAGCACUUCGUUGUCAAUAAGAAGUCGGAUACGAUCGCGCCGAAAAAAACCACCAAUCUCGUCGUGCAGUGCAAGAUGGAAGAUAGCAUGGAUACGUGUUAUGGCAAGCUGAUCAUCUCCUGCACGCCCGCGGGUUCAACGGAGCCGAUUGAAUGGGUGUACUACCUCGAGGCGAAGCGCGCGGACGGCGUGAAUCUCAAUAGACGAUCCCUGGUGGUACGUAAAAAGUGA